Ramularia collo-cygni is the source of this 1128-nucleotide messenger RNA. RefSeq lists its product as uncharacterized. The record is from RefSeq and is a predicted model, not a curated record. Bases 1 to 1128 code for a protein of 375 amino acids. NCBI's taxonomy places the organism in Eukaryota, Fungi, Ascomycota, Dothideomycetes, Mycosphaerellales, Mycosphaerellaceae. The transcript has a single exon.
AUGAAUCAAAUCGACUUCUUUGCACGCAUAAUCAUGGAGACAGCUCGUCACGACCCCGUUAUACGCGAUGCUCUCUAUCGACUUCCACGAAUUCCUAUUCCAGCCGAUCAUUACCACUGUUCAUGUUGCGGCAGGAUCAUUUUGGAGAAAGGUACAACAAAGCUUGCGAGAUGCGCACGAAGAUGGCUCGGAGCCAUUGUCGGCAUCACGAAAGCCACAUGGAAGUCCUUGAGUCAUGCUGCAAUCAAGGUCCACCAGCUCUUUAGCCAGCUGAAGCCAGGACACAUCGACAGAGUAAAGGCUCGAGCGCACAACAUCUGGCUGACUUCUUCUUUCUCAGAUGAGGCAGCCAGCGAGACUACUGCGUUGAUCACCGAAAGCAAUGAGCCGUCUGGCUCAAGGUCGAUGGCGAGGCGGCGCCGGCCAGAUCAUUCCAUACAAGCGAACUCGUGGCGGUCUACGGGAAAGCCAAGUGGACUUCGAAGCACAAUUGGCGAACUUGUCAAGACUGUCGAGCCUGUCAAGUCUGAGCAGUCGUCCAAGUUGGCAGGAUUGUCUGAGAAGCCAACCGCAGUGGAACAGUGUUCUGAGAAGUCGAGCAACGCGGUGGAGUCUUCUGGGAAGUCAAACAAUGCGUCGGAGUCUUCUGAGAAGACAGCGAAUGUCGCCCAAGUAGUGCAGCCAGCUCCUCCUGCGAGUGCCGUCUCCAGUAAAGGUCAGAAAUGCCUUGAAGAAGGUGAGGAGAGGUCAUGCCUCGCUCGAGCUUCGUCGACUCAAAAUACAAAGGAUCACGCUGACAUCGCUCGCAGCUACCAACAUUGCCGAUCCCAAGACAUUGGAGCAAGUCUCACCAAAUGCCGCGUACACAAAUCAGACGUAUUGGGGAAGCGUAGACGACACUCCCAUCAAACCACGAGGCAAAGUGAAAGUCCGACAUCAGAGUGUAGACCACACUAUCCUCCCCAGCCCUUCCGCCCCAGAAGUCGAACAAGCGAAGACCGCAAGAGACACCGCGCAGGAAAGAAUCGCAGUCAGUCCAGCAAGCAGGGACACACUCUCCCGACUCUUCACCUCCGACCCCAAGAACAAGAAGAUGCUCCAUUUCGAUACCAUCGUAGCAGCUCUUGA